UGUUACACAUGAUUUUUUUUUUGUUCUAUUAUAUUUAUUCGUUCACAUGGGUGCUUAUUUUUUUCUUAAACUUUAUUUUUCUCCCUUGUAAGUUCUGUACAAAGGUUCAUAACUGAAGAAAAGUUAGAUAAAACAUAAAUACGAAAACCCAUCUGUUCAACUUUGAUCUGCACGAAGGUUUCACGUUCACGUUGGUGUACACAAGGGACUUGUACACAAUAUGGACGAUAUCUUCAACGAGUCUGCUAAUAGCUCCCCUGCCAUACAAUCUUCAAAACUAUAUUAUAUAUUUGGGGAUCCUGAAAUGUUGCCUAAAGUUGGAGUUGAAUAUCAAGCCGAUGUUCCAUCACUUAUCCCAGGCGGUCAUCAUUUGCAGCUUGAAACAAGAAAAUCUUAUCCCCAAAUCACAUUAAAUAUACAAUAUGCAAAAGUGCAUGCUGCGUUGGACAAUGGAAAAGAAAUUGGAGGGUCAAUAAAUCAUCAGCCCAUGUCGGCUGGUGAUAGCAUGGAUAUCGAGUUGGUCUCAGCCCAGGGCAGAAAAGUUAAUUCACAAAGCGAAGCUUGGACAACAAUUGAACGUGAUAGCUUUCUCCUUGGCUUGUACUUCUUUGGGAAAAACCUUAUGGUGGUGAGAAAAUUUGUUGAGACAAAAGACAUGGGUGACAUGUUAGCACACUAUUACGGGAACUUCUAUAAAUCAAGUGAUUAUCAAAGGUGGUCAGAAAGUCGAAAGCUGAAGAGCAGACGGUAUGUACAUGGACAAUGGAUAUUAGCAGGUUGGAGGCAGCGGGAAUUCUUAUCUCGUUUGUUUUGCCACGUCUCAGAGGAAUGCCAGACACGGUUGACAGAGGUUUCGACAAGAUUUGCAGAAGGAAAACUUUCACUGGAAGAGUAUGUAUUCUCUUUGAGAAAUGUGGUUGGCACCAACAUGCUUGUAGAAGCAAUAGCAAUAGGCAGAGGGGAGGAAGACCUUACCCGCACUGCUAUUGAGCCUUCGAAAACUAAUCAUUCCAUAACUCUUCCUGCUGGAAUACCUAGUGGCAAAGAAUGCUCAUCUCUUACCUCGAGUGAAAUCGUCAAGUUUCUGAGGGGUGAUUUUUGGCUAAGCAAAGCUCGAUCCGGUGACCUUUUCUGGGAAGCCGUUUGGCCCCGUCUUUUAGCAGGAGGAUGGCACUCCGAGAAGCCUAGGAGUCUUGUAUAUGCUGAUCCAAACUAUUCUUUGGUUUACAUCAUACCCGGUGUUAAAAAAUUUUCCCGGAAACUUGUGAGAGGAAGUCAAUAUUUUGAUUCCAUUUGUGAUGUCUUGAAGAAGGUUGCAUCCGAGCCUCGUCUCCUCGAGUUUGAAAAUGAAGCGACAGAAGAUAGCACAAAGUUGAAGGGAGACAUGUUAACUCUACAGACAGAACAGGAGUUGGAGAAUCAGAAAUGCCGUUCUUAUCUCCAGCCUUCAAUUUCUACUUGCAAUCAAGAUUCAAUGAAAUUUACAGUUGUGGAUACCAGUUUGUUUCGUGAAAGCGGAAGGAUGAACUUGAGAGAGUUGAGAUUUUUGCCUCCGGACCCUUUAAGUGCACGCAUGGAGCCAACACAUUCUAGCAAGGAAAAUAGAAUUUCAGAUCCACUGGAAGAUGCAACUGAGACCAGACCGUGCAAUGACACAGCAGAUUGUGAAACCGAUAAUUUCAACAAGCAAUUGCCUACUGCUCCAGAUCCUAUAACUAUAGCAGUAGAAAAUCAUCAUGACAGAAGCUCGACUCCCUCCUCUAGUUGGAAAUCAAGGACGACGGUAAGAUUCCAAUUUAGUCGGAGGCUGAAAAAUCACAAGUUAAACCAGCCAGCUUCCAUUGCUGAUGAGCAGAACUUCACCGGUGGCAGCAAUAAAAAUUCAACAAAUGAUGCUGAAAACAUCUCCAUGGAUGCUAAUUCAAAUGUACAGGGAUCCUCAGGUUCGAAAAAUAGUCCAGUCACUGAACCAUACCUAAAUUCGUCAUCGAACAGUACUUUCUCUGACAUCCCGGAGGAGAGCAGUGAAAGAAAUGUUAAUACGCACUUUCCAGGCAGCGAACUGUCUACUGUGAAGUCCCAUCCUGAGAUACUGAUUGGCUUGAAUUCUCCUCAGGUGCUGAUGGAUUCCCUACUUGUGGACGAGUUUGAUUCUUCUGUCGACAAGUCAUUCUUGCACUCCGAAGGUACUCAGCAGUCCGGGAUGCUGGUUACACACAAUGCUGGAAUCCCUGUAGGGAAGCAGCCUGGUCGGAGGCAGAGCACGAGAAACAAACCUAGUGCGAAAGGGUUGGAAGCCAUUGCAUGUGGAUUCAUAGGAGCAAAACAGAAACGAAAGAGUGUGGAAGCCAUUUCUCAAAAUGACUGCAUGUCAAUGCCUUCACGGUGCGUGCAUGGGAAGAAUUUAAAGAUAGAAUACUCUGAAAUCUGAAUGAUACUUCAGGAAUGACACACUAUCAUAUUAACUGUACUGUAUAUUAUGUACUGGACAUGAUAAUAAAUAAUAUUCAUGAUAUGCGUCGAUCACUUUUAA
Messenger RNA from Olea europaea var. sylvestris, 2533 nucleotides. RefSeq lists its product as uncharacterized. Lineage: Eukaryota; Viridiplantae; Streptophyta; Magnoliopsida; Lamiales; Oleaceae. The transcript is spliced from 3 exons. Gene Ontology annotation, cellular component: nucleus. The coding region runs from base 221 to 2431 and encodes 736 amino acids. The record is from RefSeq and is a predicted model, not a curated record. Gene Ontology annotation, molecular function: transcription corepressor activity.